This is a messenger RNA of Cooperia oncophora, 1155 nucleotides long. The record is from the annotation of a GenBank genome assembly. NCBI's taxonomy places the organism in Eukaryota, Metazoa, Nematoda, Chromadorea, Rhabditida, Trichostrongylidae.
AUGAAAGCGGAGAGUUCGUGGGCCAUUCAGAGGGAUGCCCUUUACCCUUUCAACCUGAGCCCCAACAUGCAAAUUUUCUAUGAGCACCUAAUUGUCAUGAUAUUUCCAGCGGUCGCCUCCGACGAUGAAGAACGUCUUAUGAUGGACGUCUUCCGUGGGUACAAUUCCUUGAUUCAGCCAGUGAAAAAUAUCAGCGACACUCCAAUCAUCGUGAAAAUCGCACUGCAACUUGUUUUGCUUAUCAAUGUGGACGAAAAGGAUCAAGUGAUGCAUACAAACGUGUGGUUAACACUAAAAUGGACCACCGAUUUCAAAUGCGUUCGGAAUCCAGUGAAUUACCGGCUGAAAUCAGACAAAUUCCAGUUUGUGCAGCGCCGGACAAAGUAUGGCCUGCCUGACAUCGUUCUGUUCAACAACGCUGACGGUAAUUAUGAGGUGUCGUUCAUGUGCAAUGUCGUCAUAAAUCAUCUCGGUGACAUGCUAUGGGUACCGCCGGCAAUCUACAAGAGUUCUAUAACGAGAACGAGAUUAAACUUGAGUUCGAACAAGCCGAAUGGGUUGAUCUGUCCUGAAUAUGCGCCGUCUUCCAUUUGGGAUGUGAUGGACGCACCAGCUUCGUUGGUCAAUAAACGCAGUCGUAUAGAAUUUCAAGUAAGAAUCAGGAGAAAAACACUUUUCUACACCGUGGUGCUCAUCAUUCCAACUGUGCUGAUGGCUUUUCUCAGUAUGGCAGUGUUCUUCCUACCAACAGAUUCUGGAGAGAAGAUGACACUCACAAUUUCCGUGUUGCUCUCUAUAGUUGUGUUUCUGCUACUGGUCUCAAAAAUUCUUCCACCAACUUCUAGCACUAUUCCACUCAUGGCAAAGUAUCUCUUGCUAACCUUCGUGCUCAAUGUCAUCACUAUUCUUGUUACUGUAAUCAUUAUAAACGUCUAUUUCCGUGGUCCAACCACACAUCGCAUGCCGAAAUGGGUGCGUAAGCUCUUCCUUGAGUGGAUGCCUCAUGCGAUGUGCAUGCAACGACCAAAAUCCCAAGUAAGGAAACCUACUCCUGAGCCUACAGAACCUGAAAUCACCCAGUUACCCGGUUUGGGUCACUUCACCAUCAAUCCAGCCGCGCAUCAUCCUUUCUGCCCGAGUGCUGACGAAAAGUAA